Messenger RNA from Cucurbita pepo subsp. pepo (vegetable marrow), 1703 nucleotides. RefSeq names its product transducin family protein / WD-40 repeat family protein (gene WDR55). Lineage: Eukaryota; Viridiplantae; Streptophyta; Magnoliopsida; Cucurbitales; Cucurbitaceae. The record is from RefSeq and is a predicted model, not a curated record. Gene Ontology annotation, molecular function: protein binding.
UUAAAUAAGCGCUAGCCCUCUCGCUUGUGCAACCUCCCAGCCCCUUUCUUCUUCAUCUUCUCCGGGGACUUGCUUAUUUGGCGAACAACGAUUCGGCGCCGCAGCGAGUGACCCGCGAACUCCUCGGCCACACCACUACGAACCCCGGACGGCAGUGGGGCAAACCUCACGAUCGAGUUGUGACGGCGCGAGCUCCUUCUUCUUCGUUGAAGCCCAUCACGAGCAGUGAUUCGUUCAGACGAACUUUAGGCGGCUAUUUGUCUUCCUAUCUCUGGCGAUUCGUGACUGCAAGUAAUUACUAACAACCCGACCAGCGGCGUGGCCUCUGCUCCUUGCGUUUUGGCAGGCCACCAAUUUAUCUCAUUCGCCAAGACAUGGAAGUAAACCUUGGAGGCAUUCCUUUUGACUUGGACUUCCAUCCGUCUGAGCAGUUGGUCGCAGCUGGUCUGAUUGACGGCAAUCUUCUCUUGUACCGUUAUAGUCCAAAUGCUUUACCCCAAAGGCUCUUGAAAGUUCGUGCACAUAGUGAAUCUUGCAGAGCUGUUCGAUUCAUCAAUGGCGGACGUGCAAUUUUGACUGGUUCUCCAGACCAUUCCAUUCUUGCUACAGAUGUGGAGACUGGUUCUGUUAUUGCUCGUCUUGAAGAUGCUCAUGAUGAUGCAGUCAAUAGAUUGGUCAACGUAACUUCAGAAACCAUUGCUUCAGGAGAUGACAAUGGGUGUAUCAAGGUAUGGGAUACCAGACAACGAUCUUGCUGCAAUUCGUUUGAAGCUCAUGAAGAUUAUAUUUCAGAUAUGACCUACUCGUCUGAUUCCAUGAAACUUUUGGCUACAAGUGGAGAUGGGACUCUAUCUGUUUGCAACCUCAGGAGAAACAAGGUCCAUGCUCGGUCCGAGUUUUCAGAAGUUGAGUUGCUAUCUGUUGUUAUCAUGAAGAAUGGACGUAAGGUCAUCUGUGGAUCACAAACUGGAACUCUAUUAUUGUAUUCAUGGGGUUGCUUCAAGGACUGCAGUGAUCGCUUUGUUGAUCUCUCUCAAAACCCUGUGAAUGCGUUGCUAAAGCUUGAUGAAGACAGGGUCGUUGCUGCAUCUGAGAGUGGACUCAUCAGUCUGGUAGGCGUAUUACCCAACAGAAUAAUCCAACCAAUUGCAGAACACUCUGACUAUCCUGUGGAGCGGCUUGCUUUUUCCCAUGAUAAAAAGUUUCUCGGCAGUAUUUCACAUGAUUAUAUGUUAAAGCUAUGGGAUAUGGAUUUAUUGCAAAGUUCUGAAAACGUUUCAAAUGGUCCGGCCGUGGUAGCUGCAGGUGCAAGUGCCAGUGACAAUCUAUUUGCUUUCAUGGACUAGAAGAGAGAAGACCUAAAGCGUAGGAAGGAUCCAAAGAAUGGUUUGAACAAAUCGUCAAUUUAUAGUAUUAUGCUGGUUAGGGAUGUUGGGUUCAGCUCCUUCAGGGUGCAUUUAGGAUAGUAUUUAUAUGGGUUUGAAUAUGAUGCUACAACUGCAAUUUUUUGAUAUAUGGUGCCAACAAGUGAUUGUUGAUUUUCUCCAUGAACCUGUUGAAGAGAGAGUGGUUAGGUGCGUUUGCUACACUUUUCUUUUAAAAAAAAUCAUCUUGGCUUUGUAACAUUUUUGGUUUUCCUUGGAUGUUGGAUAUUUAUGUUCUUAAUGUUAUUGUUGGAUUGUAAUUUUCGAUUCAGAAUUAAA